Fraxinus pennsylvanica is the source of this 579-nucleotide messenger RNA. The record is from the annotation of a GenBank genome assembly. NCBI's taxonomy places the organism in Eukaryota, Viridiplantae, Streptophyta, Magnoliopsida, Lamiales, Oleaceae.
AUGGACGAACAUAAAAUUCCCGCAUUAUCAGAGUAUCAUGUAGAUGACUAUAACUUUGAAGGAAAUGUGAUUCAGAGAAUGGAAUUAUUGAUUUUGCAUACAUUGGAAUGGAAAAUGAAUUCAAUUACACCUUUUGCUUUUCUCCACAAUUUCACCACCAAGUUGUGUGGUGAAUGCAGCCAUAAAGAACUGAAUCGGCCUUCCAUAAUUGCUGCAGCCGCGGUUUUAGCAGCUUAUGAUUACCAGUUGACUAACAAAGAAUUGGAGAUUAAGAUGAACACAAUCUCAUCAUGGGGGUCCCUAGAAAAAGAGCACAUAUUUUCCUGCUAUAGUCUACUGCAGGAAAUUGGGAUGCUGGAAUCCAACACCCCUAACUCUGUGGUUACGCCAAAUUUAUUGUCGAUGCCUUCAAGUUCCACGGUUGUGCUUGCGAAUUCUUCACUUUCCACUGCUGGCAAGAAAACUUAUUGUGUUUAUUCGUUGCACGGUAAUGAAGCCUUGAAGUUAGAUGAUAAAAUUGGAUUACUAAAGCCAAAAUAUGGUAUGAUCAGUGAUUUGGGGUUGAUUGGUGGGGGCUGA